Molecule: messenger RNA, 4704 nt
Organism: Telopea speciosissima
Lineage: Eukaryota; Viridiplantae; Streptophyta; Magnoliopsida; Proteales; Proteaceae
Product: protein EMBRYONIC FLOWER 1-like
Exons: 6
Coding region: 239-4192 (1317 amino acids)
Biological process (GO): negative regulation of DNA-templated transcription; shoot system development; negative regulation of flower development
Source: RefSeq, a predicted model, not a curated record
UUCCCCUUAUAAAUUUCCGCAACGGGUGAUAUUCUUCUCUCCAAUUCUUAUUUGAUCUUCUCUCGUUUUGCAGCUACGAUUGAUAAUAGGAUGAUCGGUCUGACCAGUGGUUAAUUGAGCUCAGCUCCAUUUCACUUCCGUCUUCCAUAUCAUCUCCGUCUCCAACGCUUCCUUCACUACAGGUUUCUUUUGCUUUAGAUCUCAUCUCAUUUUAGUGCUGUUCCAUUGGUUUUGCAAGAUGGAUGAGAGUGUCAUGGGGGACGGCAACCAUACAACAAGUGAUUUAACAACUCCUGUUGUCAAGUCUUUUAUCGGGCUAAUUGAAUCCCGACCUAGUGAGCUAAACAAUGCUGAUAAAACACUUAACACAGAUAGAUGCGCGCAUUUUUCAAUCCGUGGUUAUGUUGCCGAGGUUCGUAGAAAAGACCGGAAGAUUUGUUGGCCAUUUCCGACAGUUGGUAACUGUAACAAAUUGGAGGAACAAACACUUCCUCCUCUACAUGUUCCUGAAUUCAGAUGGUGGAGCUGCCAAAACUGUCUGAGGAAGAUUGAAGCCAAAGAUGUUCCAAUAGGAACUGGAUUGCUUACAAAUUGUUCCAAUAUAGCAUGCAAAACCAAAACUACUACAUCUGGAGUCCCUUUCACAUUAUUUUGUGGUGAUGCUCAAAAGUUGCAUUCUGGCUUUCAACAAUCUUCUGAACUCAACAUUGUUGAUGGAAGGAAAUCCAGUUCAGAUGUUUCUCUUCGUGUGAAUAAUGCUGAACAUUGCCCAGCAUUAUUUGAGACCAUAAAAGAAAAGGGAGCUGAAUUGGAGCACCCAGUCACAAAAGAUAUUCAUAGGUUGACUGAUGGUAUCCCAGAAGAGAACAUGAACCUGGCAAUUUGUAAAUCUACCUGCAGUCCGAAGAAAUAUGAUACCAGCCCAGAAGGAGUAAACUUUACAAAUGGUGGUACUUUUAGUACCAAUUUUCAAAUUGGUAAGAAGGGAUGUGAUUUAUUUUCAAAUGAAACUGCCAUUGCUUCUCCGUCCAAUUCUCAUCAAAAGAGAGCUCUGGAAGUUGCCUCUCUUAAAUCAAAGGGUUAUGAAUUGGUUAACAGUUCCAGUGAAAUCUUUCACAAGGAAUCUGUAACUCUCAAAUCAAAAGGUGAUGAAUUGGUUAACAAUUCCAUGGAAAUCUUUCACAGAGAAGAGCCAGAAUUUAGCAGGAUCAAUUUAACAAAAAUCAAUGGGGAACACAAGGAUGUAGUGACUUCUUCUGUGAUAUCUGAGGUAGAUAAGGAGGCUUCAAACGCUGUAAUGUGUCAAAACAGAAAGCGUCAGUCCCUGGUAUCAAUUGAUAGUUCUUCUGAAAGUGAUGAGAAUUUAGCUGGAGAACAUGUUCAAGAUCAAUAUCACGCAAGUCAGCGUGGUAAUUCAGGUGACACUUCACAUGGGAGCAAACCAAGAAAGUUGCGCUUGUUGACUGAUAUAAUAAGAAGAGAAGCACUUGCUACAUCGGAUAAUCUUUAUUACACUGAAGGAGAUGCAACAACUGGUUGCAUGAAGACAGAAGGUGCUCAAUCUAAAGCAACACCAGAUGCACCCUCUGGGAUGGGUGUAUAUCCUGUUACCGACAAUCAGGUGGCUUUCCAAGGAAUUGAUAAAAAGGUUAUUCUGGGUAAGAAAAAGAAACACAAACUUCCACAGGAUGAAGAUGAGGGUUCUUCCAAAAUGGGUAGGCAAAGUGGAGUGACUGAAAAUAUUAAAAUCCGUAAGGAAGAUUCUGAAAUUAAAAACACAGAUAAUACAAUUGCUAAUGGUAAACUAGCAGGAGAUGCAUCUGUCCUGAUAGGUUUACAUCCUGGUUACAAAAGUUUUUUGGGAAAGCAUAGAAAUGGUAAAAAACCUAUCCUGGGUAAGGAGGAAAAGGAGAUGAUGUCUCAGGUUGAAGAUAGUUUGUCUUCCUUGGCACCUCAUUACGAGGUUAUUUCCAAAGAGGCUGAAGUUAGGAAAGAUGCAAAAAUCAAGUGUAUGGGGACUGAACAUGUUUCCAUUAAAUCAUUACUAGGUGGAGUUGCAGGGAAAGAGUUGAAUCCGGGCGCCCAAAGUUGUGUAGCUGCUGAACAGAGAACACAAAAUCUUGUUCUGGAUAAGAAGAAAAGUAAGGUGCCUCAAGUUGAAGAUGAGAAGUCUUCCAUAAUGCCUUGGCAAGAGAGCGUGCCACACAAAGAGAUCAUAAAGAGAUACCUUGACAGGAAGCGCAAGAUUACUCCAUCUGAUGGUUUGAAAUCUGUUCGAGUUCCAUGUACUGGAAGAGGUAUACAGCAUGGUCUUGAACAUCAUAUGCAGACCCAUAGAAAGGGUACUCUGAAUAAGAAGCAAAAGAACUUCCCUCAAGUUGACUGUAGGAUUACAGUCCCUGGUGAAAGUGGUAGUUCUUCUUUCAUUUGCUGGCCAAAGGAUUCCUUUAAUGCGUGUAAUUAUGGGAAUGCGACUAAUGUUGAAGAGCCUUCUAAACUUUCAAUGGAUCAAUGUGAUCAAGUGGCCAAUAAGAUAUCCGAACAGGCAGCUUCAGAUGAUAUACCCAUGGAAAUUGUGGAACUCAUGGCCCGAAAUCAGUAUGAGAGGCGUCUUUAUUAUGCCAAAGAUGCUACAGAGAACAGGUACUGCUUGUCAGAAACAACUGAGAAAGUUAUAGAUUCUGGGCUAACAGAUUCCACUGAAGCCCUUGGGAAUGAGAUGUUGAGAUUACUCCAUGAGAAGAAGUCUAACUUGCAGAAGUCUCAGUCCAGCAAAGAAAAAGAUAGCAUUUGUUCAGGUCCUAGAGAGGGACUCACCAAACAAAAAUCGGAUGCCUUACCUUCUAGUUUUGAUGGAAAAUACAGAAGCAUCAAUUUCAGUACAAGCCGACUAGAACAAGGUCAGGCCUCUAGUGGAUUUAAGGCAUUUCCACAGCAUCAAGGAAAGCUACCAAGUCAAGUCCAGUUUCCUGUCAUUGGUUCAAGAAGAAGCUGUGGUACUGAAAAUUGUACUUGGGAUGGUGAUAUGGUUGGGCAAAGAUGCUGCAGUACCUCUGCUCAGUCGUCAGGUGCAUAUCAUACUUCUCAGGUACCUUUACAACAAAGUGCAUUUAUGGAAUCACAAUCUGUUUGGUCCUCAGGCCCAAAUCGAACGCCUCUUGAAUAUAAUAGCCCUCAGAAGUCGGUUACUGGAGUGAGUAAUUCAAACAGGCUUUCUCAGUCUCCUAAUCCAUUACCUAAGGGAUAUGUGAAUUGGGAGACGAACGAGGGGGUUCAUCCGGAUUAUCUGUCUGCUUGCACAGACAAGGGAAAUGUUUAUUAUCCAAAAAUGAGAGGGCCAUUAGAUUUAUAUGCUAAUGAGACAUUAUCAGCAAUGUAUUUGCUCAAACUCAUGCAUGCAGGAGUGGGCUCAAGUAGUCCCCGAAAUAUGAAUGAUAAUCCAGAGAGGUUCCCUAAAGAUCAUCCAUUUCCCCAUGACCAGAUUAUCAAUGAAUUGACUGGGCUAGAGGCUAGUGUGUCGAAGUCCAACAGGGCCUUGGUCGACAAACCUUCAUGUGAUUACCAUGGUAAAAGUUACCAUGUAGGAAAAUCCCAUGAACAUUUUCCUCCAGUUUCUAUUUCCAGGGCUGUUGAUUCUCCAGUAUCGAAGGAUGUUAGUUUUCAAAGGACUGCUGGGUUUUCAGGUGGUUUUUUGACCAAACAAUUGCCUCGUUCCCUAAAACAUCAAGCAAGAGAGGGCAAGAAAAGAUCCUAUUCACCUGCACAAACUCAAGGCCCCAAAUUUCACAUGUCUGCCUCCAUAGAUUGUCCUACAAAUGAAAAUCGUGAAUAUGUGGUCCAUGAUUUGAAGAAAGGAUUUCUGUGUCUGCAAGCUUCGGAUUCUACAAAGUUUCCUGAACAACCUCAGACAGAGGAAGGUUCAACAAAACAUGUUCAACUGAAGGUCAGUAGAAAAGAUGAAACAGUUUCUCCUGUGGAAAGAAUAAGUGGGAUUGAGAGCUGCACACUUAACAGGAACCCAGCCGACUUUACCAUACCAGAAGCUGGAAAUAUUUACAUGAUUGGAGCUUCAGACCUGAAGUAUAGGAAGAAGAGACCAUCAAGGGAAAGUGGUGACCUGGUUAAUAGGGAUGGGCAUAAGCGACAGAAGAAAAUGAAGCUUACAACAAUAAAUGAGCACAAACAGCUUUAGAUCUUGUUAAAACACUUUUCAAGACUUCACUAGUAGUACCAACUACCACCUUACUGUCAUGCAGUUAAUUGUCAGGUGAAGAACUGCAUCUAUUUAACCCACUCUGGUUGAGGCAAGUGCGUACCACAGCAGUACCAGAACCAUUUCUUGGAUUUGGUCCUCAAUUGGCAGGAGUCGUGUAAAUGUUCUAGAAAACUCUAUAAGAAGCUCUGCAAGUAUGCAUAACUGAACUGUAAAUUUCAGACUCACAUGUACCAAGUCUACUGAUCUUUGUUUAUGGUCUACCAUAAGUUCAAAGCUAAGAAUUUCAAGCUGUGCAGUGAAGCAGGUCUUAUGAAAUCUUCUUGGUUUCUAUUGCCUCUCAAAGUUUUCAAGUUUCCACUCAGGUGUAGAUCUUUACAGUAUUGCUCUCUGUGUGUUCCUAGCACAAAUCAGCUAUUGAGGACACAGUCAAUAAUAAACAUGUAUUAUGUAGUGAAAUCUCAAAUCUUUAAUAAUGACUUGCGUAUCUU